Messenger RNA from Ciona intestinalis (vase tunicate), 2563 nucleotides. The record is from RefSeq and is a predicted model, not a curated record. Lineage: Eukaryota; Metazoa; Chordata; Ascidiacea; Phlebobranchia; Cionidae.
CUAUCAUAGAAAAUGAUUAAACUUCUAUUUAUUGCGUUAUUUGGAUGCAUAUGCACCGUUGAAGCUCAGUUGGUGAUGUCGAAAGCUUCCCCACCACCAAAUAUUGUGUUCAUUCUCACAGAUGAUCAAGAUACGUUGCUUGGUGGAAUGGACCCAUUGGUAAAAGUAAAGAAACUUCUUCAAGAUGAAGGAACCACUUUCACCAAUAUGUUUACCAGCACCCCACUUUGCUGCCCAAGCAGGGCCAGUAUAUUAACUGGCAGAUACUCUCACAACCAUGAGACACUGAACAAUACUAUCAGUGGCAAUUGUAGCAGCCUAUAUUGGCAGAAAACAUUUGAAACACAAACUCUUGCUGUCGCUGCACAGAAAGCAAAUUACCGAACUUUUUUUGCUGGGAAAUAUUUAAAUCAGUACGGAGGAAAGUCAGUUGGAGGUCCCCAGCAUGUACCUGUAGGCUGGAAUCAAUGGUUUGGAUUGGUUGGGAAUUCAAAGUAUUACAAUUACACUAUAUCUGAUAAUGGGGUUCCUGUACAACAUGGAGCGAACUAUCAUGAGGAUUAUCUCACUGAUCUGCUGGCCAACAGGUCUGUAGAUUUCAUCCAUAACCAUAAGAUGCGAUAUACCCAACCUUUCUUCAUGAUGAUUUCCACUCCUGCUCCUCACAGUCCAUGGGAUUCUGCACCUCAAUAUUCAAAGAUGUACGAGAACAAUACAGCCCCGCAUACACCAAGUUAUAACACUAAAGCAGUUAACAAGCAUUGGUUGGUACGACAAGCCACCCACCCGAUGACCAAAGAAUCCAUGGAUUAUUCAGACAAUGCCUUUAGAAGUCGAUGGCGUGCGUUAAAGUCAGUUGACGAUUUAGUUGAACGAGUUAUUAACGCCUUAUCAAAGAUGAAACAACUCGAUAAUACUUAUGUGUUUUUCUCAUCUGAUAACGGAUAUCAUUUAGGUCAAUUCAGUCUCCCUAUAGACAAACGUCAAUUAUAUGAGUUUGAUUUACGGGUCCCACUUAUCAUUCGUGGGCCAGGGGUCUCAAAGAAUGUGACCCGUAGCGAACCCAUUGUGAACGUUGACAUUGCCCCCACUGUGGCGGACAUUGUAAAUGGGGGUAAAGGGGAUUUCCCCUUGAUGAUGGAUGGGGAAUCCCUCGUUCCGUUACUGAAUAGCAACAACAAACCUAAAUGGAGAAGCGACUUCCUUGUUGAAUAUCAAGGUGAGGGAAAGGAUUCACCACCUCCUGGGUGUUCCCCUACAUGGAGAGGGGUUUCACAAUGCUUCCCUGGUUGUGUGUGUGAGGAUGCUUACAAUAACACAUAUAGCUGUGUAAGGACAUUACAACCACAACAUAAAGUAGAUCUUAUGUAUUGUGAGUUCACUGAUACUGAGACGUUUGUUGAGUUGUAUAAUCAUACAAUUGACCCACAUCAGCUUAAUAAUAUCAAGGAUACUGUGGACCCCACAGUCUUGGUCAAAAUGAACAAGAGGUUAAUUAUGCUCGGGCUAUGCAGUGGUAAAACAUGCAGGGAACAAAGUUACAUCGAUUAUUCUGCCAUACCCACCACAAAGCACUGGUUUGUGGACGCUUUAAGUCGAUUUUGGCAACAUACGCAAACUUUGUUUAACCCUUAUGUUAGUCCUUUAUGAUUUUAAGUUAAUCAUUCAUACUGUUUCAUGCCAUCUUCAUUUUUUUUGUCAUUUUUCAAGAUGAUCUGACUGCUUUCUUAGCUCUUUUGACAGUUGUUUCUGUUUUGUAAUCUGCUAAAACUUCUAAACCAGAGUUGUUUUUAGAAGCUAUAUAGUAGGUGGGGUAGGAUGGUGUCAUUUUAUUCUCUUUAUCGUCCCAUUUGGUACUAAACAAACCAUAUUCACAGAAUUAUAUAUUUGUAUCCUCACGACUCAAAAACAAGGUCGUUAAAUUGUUAAAAACGAUUGUAAAAUAUAAGAUUAUGUGCAAAACUUAACAGUAUCCAUCUUACCCUACACUACUUUGUAUCAAAUUUUUAAAUUGCUUUUCUGGUGUAUUAAUUUCAACAUGUGAGUUAAAUAUUUGAUACCAGAUUAAGCGUACUUGAGUGCAAGCCCACUUUACGUACUUCAAAAGGUGUUUAUUUCUAAUGUGUUUAAGCCCUGCUAUAUUAUGUGUGCAAUUAUACUCACCUAUAUUCUUUUGUUUUGCCUUCAAAUAGGCGCCAAACUUUUAUAAACACAGGGGAGGCGGAGAUAGUUAGGCACACAAUCCUGUGAAACAAAUCUAACUUUUUGGUUGUAACGUUUACUGAGUAAUAAAGUGUAGAAAAUUAAGGGGUUCACCUGCCCCCCAUGCCACCCCAGGUUUGGCGCCUAUGGGACCUUCUAAAAUGACAGUGUUUAUUAUCCAUCCCCUCUGGUACUAAACAGCCUGUACCAUUAAACACUCAAUCCUAGUAUAAUGUCCAUGCUUUCAUUUUAGAAGGGUAUUUGAAUGUUUUGUUUAUAUAUACUAUAUAUUGUAUACACACCCAUAAAUAUAUAUAUAUAUGUAAAUUCUACCACUUUAAAUACAAGUCACCUAUUAUUA